AUGCCGAAGAACGCACAUCCGCCCCGCGGCAAGCCUGCGGAGAAGGUACCUCCGCACGAGGAAGACACCAGUUACAUCGUUUUCGGUGACGGAAAGCCAAAGAAGAAGAAGGGCGGGAGCUCCGCUCAGAGUGACGACAAGGGCAAGGGGAAGGGUGCUGCUGGACAGGCUGAGGAUGGACCUAAGAAGCCUGACACAAGGACCCUGAUCGCAGGAGCAUCGUGGACGGGCAAGCUACCAGUCAACCUGUUCUCAGAGCACCUUCAGAAACAGCAGUGGGGGAAGCCAGACUACAGAAUACGCAAAGAUGGUGACAAGCACUUCGCAUACGCUGUCGUCUUGUCAAAGAAGAACCCCAAGACACAAGAAGUCACGACUCUGCCUCCGAUCAAGAUUCCCGCCGAACUCGAAAAGCCCGCCCAUCAGCCCACCGCUGUAGAAGCCCGCAACUUCGCCGCCGCUUACGCUCUCUUCCGCGUCGCGAGUGCGAAGAACCUGCAUAUGAUGCUGCCUCCCGUAUACAAGGACUUGUGGAAGGGAACGUUCCAAGAGCUCAAGAAGAGAGACGAAAAAGAGGGUAAGGCUUGGAUGUACGAGGCAGAUCCCUUCUUCGGCUUUGCGGAACGAGAAAAGGCCAAAGCAACUGCUGCGAAAGAGCGAGAGAAGAAGCAGAAGCAGCGAGAUGAGGCGCAGAAAGCGCACAACCUCAAGCCUGGUAUGUCUAUGCCGAAUGCUGAAGGCUCGUGGACGGGCCCCGCGAAGAACUUGAUGAGAGGCUGGGAGCGGGUGCCGAAGAUUGAGCUUGGGAAGAGGACACGGCAGCAGGUCGAGCGCCUUAUCCGGCGUGAUGCACUCUGGAACCCCAAUGGCAUUCACAUGGACUUGAACACCAGAAUACGGCUCGAGGACGAGAUCACAGAUCUUGGGUUCCGUCGAAGCCACGUUGAGGAAGCUGCCGACAUAUGCAAAGACCGAGAAGAGAUUCUCGAAUGGCUUCUAAUCCAUGUUCCUGAAGACGACCUGCCCUCUUGGAGUUUGCCUGAAGGCUACGUUGCCGGCGUGAGCAUGGCGAGUUCCAAUCUGAAGCGAGAGGGCGCAGUCAAGCGCUUGGCAGCGGCAGGCUAUUCGACCGAGCUCUGCGAAGAGGCUUAUGACAGUCAGGGUGGAGACGAGAGGAGAGCUGCUGCAUUGCUUCAAGCUCGCCUGUUGCGCCCAGAUGAUGACGACAAAGACAUUUCGCAGGAACUGGCAGACGUUGCCAUCGCAGAGGAGCCAGAGGAGCUGCUGGAAGACGACCCUUGGGAGACCGAAAUGUCUUCCUUGGAAGCCAUCUACGACAGGCUGUUCUCCCGACCAUCACCUACAAUGUGCCGCGUUGAACUUGACAUCAAGCAACAAGGGAAACGCCUUAUCUUGCAGGCUAGAAAACCGUACGGUCCUUACCCUGGUGUCACUCCCAUCAUCACUUUCGAGGCAGCUAUUCCUGCCUACAUCCGUCUCAGCAUCAUUAGGAAGGCGCUUCUAAAUGCCGAGGAGAACUUCAUCGGAAUGCCGAUGAUCUACGACAUCAUAGACUGGGUGCAGCAGAAUGCAGGCGAAAUCUUCAAGAACCCUGGCCGAUUAGCCGAUGUGUCGUCUGGCCUUGCUGCAGCAGAUCACUCGGUAGAGCCGCAGAAUCAAGCGAAGAAGAGGAGAGAUAGAGGUCGCCGGCCGAUCGACUGGAAGCCAGCCACACCUGCCAGUCAGCACGUUCUUGCCGACUGGCAAGCCCGGCAAGAAACAUCGGCUCAGCAGAAGAUGAUGAGUGCUCGACAGUCACUCCCAGCCUGGAAGCUGAGAGACGAUAUUGUUCGAACAGUCAACAGGUGCAGCGUCACCAUCAUCUCAGGUGAAACUGGUUCCGGUAAAUCGACACAGUCUGUGCAAUUUGUAUUGGACGACCUAAUCCAAAGGCAGCUAGGUGCUGUUGCAAACAUCAUCUGCACGCAACCGCGAAGGAUUUCCGCCCUUGGUCUUGCUGAUCGUGUAGCCGACGAAAGAUGUGCUCGAGUCGGCGAUGAGAUCGGUUACACCAUUCGUGGCGAGUCAAAACAGAAACCUGGUGUAACCAAGAUCACCUUCGUCACAACCGGUGUUCUUCUACGACGCCUUCAAACAUCUGGCGGAGGCGCUGACGAUGUUGUCGCUGCCCUUGCUGAUGUCAGUCACGUCGUCGUUGAUGAAGUGCACGAGCGCAGCCUUGACACCGACUUCCUCCUUGUCCUUCUCCGACAGAUACUGCGCACCAGGAAAGACCUGAAGGUCAUCCUGAUGAGUGCGACACUGGACGCUGAUGUAUUUGAAGCUUACUUCAAGGAUGUAGGGCCUGUAGGCCGUGUCGAGAUCGCUGGUCGGACACACCCUGUAACAGACUACUACAUCGACGAUGUCAUGCACUUCACGGGUUUCAGGGGCUACGUUGGCGAAGAUGAUGAGCCGCAAGACAAGUCUUUCUCUGCAAAUCUCCGCAGCAUUGGCUUCGGCAUCAACUAUGAUCUCAUUGCUGAAACCGUUCGCCACAUUGAUCACCAGCUCGGAGACAAAGAUGGCGGCAUCUUGAUUUUCCUGCCCGCUGGCAAGAGAAAGGUCAUUGCAGCGACCAAUGUGGCAGAGACCUCAAUCACGAUUGAGGAUAUUGUCGCGGUCAUCGACACUGGUCGCGUCAAGGAGACGAGCUAUGACCCACAGAAUAAUAUGGUUCGACUUGCAGAGACGUGGGCGUCGAGAGCGGCAUGCAAGCAGCGUCGUGGUCGAGCAGGUCGUGUGCGGGCUGGCGACUGCUAUAAGCUGUAUACACGCAACGCUGAGGCCAAGAUGCUGGAACGUCCCGACCCUGAGAUCAGGCGCGUUCCUCUAGAGCAAAUGUGUCUCUCCAUCAAGGCUAUGGGUGUGCAGGACGUCUCAGGCUUCCUCGCAUCGGCUCUUACGCCACCCGAAAGCACCGCAGUCGAAGGUGCGGUCAAACUGCUGUCACAGAUGGGAGCAAUUACCGACAAUGAGCUCACUGCUCUCGGCCGUCAUAUGUCUAUGAUCCCUGCUGAUCUACGUUUGAGCAAGCUGCUCGUCUACGGCGCAACAUUCGGCUGUCUCGAGGCGGCACUCACCAUUGCAUCAGUAUUGACUGCUCGCAGCCCCUUCAUCUCGCCCCGCGAAAGGGAUCAGGAUACUAGGAACGAGUUCAACCGCAUCCGCGCAUCCUUCUCGGACAAUCAAGGAGAUCUCCUCGUUGACUUACGUGCCUACGAACAAUGGUCCGCUUUCCGCAGCAAAGGCGUCUCUGCCCGCGACCUCAAAUUCUGGUGCCAGGACAACAAGCUCAAUCUCCAAACCUUGUUCGACAUACAAUCCAACCGCUCGCAGUACCUCUCAUCCCUUAAAGAAAUCUCCUUCAUACCGUACAACUACACCUCAAACAAUACCUCAACCCAUGGCACGUAUAACGCGCAAAACGGCAACGACGCCCUCUUGCGCGCCCUCGUCGCCGGCUCCUUCAACCCACAAAUUGCACGCAUCCAGCUCCCGGAUAAAAAGUUCGCUGCCGGUAUUGCCGGUGCCGUUGAGCUUGAUCCCGAGGCUAGGGAGAUCAAGUACUUCAACCAAGAUAACGGACGCGUCUUCGUUCAUCCCUCCUCCACACUCUUCUCGAGCCAGACCUUCCCGUCAAACGCCAGUUUUGUAGCCUACUUCAACAAGAUGGCGACGAGCAAGGUGUUCAUCAGAGAUAUCACGCCGUUCAAUGCGUAUAGUUUGCUUAUGUUUGCGGGACAGAUUCAGGUCGAUACGCUGGGCCGCGGUCUUGUGAUAGACGAGUGGAUACGUUUGAGAGGUUGGGCCAGGAUUGGUGUGUUGAUUUCGAGAUUGAGGGGGAUGUUGGAUCAGGUUCUCGAGAGGAUGGUGAAGGAGCCUGGGAAGGGUAUGGGGGAUAGGGAGGCGGAUGUUGUGCAAGCAGUGCGGAGGCUAGUCGAAAGAGACGGGUUGGACGCUUAGAC
Messenger RNA from Macroventuria anomochaeta, 4028 nucleotides. RefSeq names its product P-loop containing nucleoside triphosphate hydrolase protein. Gene Ontology annotation, molecular function: RNA binding; protein binding; ATP binding. The record is from RefSeq and is a predicted model, not a curated record. Gene Ontology annotation, cellular component: intracellular anatomical structure. Lineage: Eukaryota; Fungi; Ascomycota; Dothideomycetes; Pleosporales; Didymellaceae. The coding region runs from base 1 to 4026 and encodes 1341 amino acids. The transcript has 3 exons.